GCGAUUUGUUCGGGGUGCACGUUGCGGUGUUGAUAUAAAGCCUAAUUGGAAUUAACAGACAAACGAUGAAAGUGGGAUUAUUACAAACGACUUUUUAAGCAGUAACUCUGAAGAUGAUCAUUGAGAAUGUGGAAGCUUUGAAGUCGUGGCUUUCCAAACUGCUGCAGCCAAUAUGUGAAGCAGAUCCCUCAGCACUGUCAAACUAUGUAGUCGCUUUAGUGAAGAAAAAUAAACCUGAAAAAGACCUGAAGGCUCUUUGUACAGAUCAGCUGGAUGUCUUCUUGCAAAAAGAGACAGACAAUUUUGUAGAAAAACUCUUUGCAUCUUUAAACACCAAAAGCUACUUGGAGACCCCAACAAAGGGCGUUCUAACCAAGGAAACCAAACAUCCUAGUGGAAAACCUGUAGAGGAGAAGGUCGGCCAUGUUGAGGGCAACAGAAGAAGCAGAAGGAGGAGGAGUCCUCUGAGAAACCACUCCGACUUUAACAAGUCACGGCGCCAACCUGCUCGUCAGGAGCAUUUAGGGGUUAGGUGUCUUGCUCAGGGACACUUCGACACACCCAACCGGACUCAUGGUGAGUGGAGAAAACACGACCGUAAGCGGUGGCAUGAGGACCGCUUCAGAAAGCAAGUGGAACCGCGCAGAGUGUGGUGUGACCCCCCCACUGGCACGAGUCACAGUCGCAGCAGGAGUCACAGUCGGAGUCGGAGUAGGAGCAGGGGCAAGGCCCGGAGCGGAGACCGGGAAAGUCACAGAGGCAAAGAGCACAGGCCAAUGUCUGACGAGCAGCGGAAGGGUCCGGAACACUCCACUCCCAUCCUGGGGUCAUCAUGUGACCCCCCUGAACCGCAGCCGCCACGCCCCGCCCUCCCCCCCUGCUCCGGGGGCCGCGUCGCCCCCAGCCCAGUCUCCAUGGCGACUCCUGUUAGCCUGCCCGACAGCACCACUGAGAGCUGGUCAGGUGCCCGUCCUGAUCGCAGCGAGGGCAAGCCACUCGACGGGCAGAGUCACUACGACGGCUUCUGUGUGCAAGGUGACCUUUGCCCCUUUGACCUUGGCAACGACCCCGUGGUGCUGGACGAUGGCGCCUUGCCAGCAGUGAUGCCGCUCCCUCCCCCGCCAGGUGCCCUGCCCACAGGAAUGGCCACACCCAACCAGGAGCAAGCAUCCCCGCCGGGCUCCACCCUCUCACCAGGUAGUAAAUGUGCAGAGGCUUGUCACCCGGAGGUCCCUGGGGCUGUGGAGCCAGGCCGGGCCCGGUUUCAGCAGCUCUUCCUGCAGGUUCACACUCCCAGACCCAGCCUCAUGGCACUGAGCUCCAGGCCCCCAGACACCCGCAUCUCCAGAGCCGCUAACAUCGUCGUCCGGAUGGAGGCAGGUUUGUCAGCCAGGCAGGACGACGGCCCUCAACAGACCGAAGAGCUUGGCAGGAAGAGGCCCCUAGGGGCCAGCGAAGGGCCUCUGUCCAAGAAAAUAAGCUUAAAUAACCAGCACAAGCGGACUUUUCAGAGGAGUCACUAUGGAAACAGUAAACUUGAGGUUUGGAGAAUCCCGAGAGACCUGAACAACAUCACGAAACUGAACGAGCACUUCCACGUGUUCGGGACGAUUAUUAACAUACAGGUGGCGUUCUGCGGAGACCCGGAGGCGGCGCUGAUCCAGUAUUCUUCCCCCGACGAGGCCCAGCGGGCCUUCAGCAGCACUGAGGCGGUUCUGAAUAACCGCUUCAUCCAGGUCCGCUGGCACCGGGAGGGCCCCGUCCAGGCCCGACACACACCUCCGGGACCGAGCUACAGCGCCCCCACUGGGCCCCCGCACGCCAGUGUCCGCAAGGUGAUUAAGGAGCAGCUGGGCCCUGCCGGCCUCCUGCUGAAUAAGACUGCAGCCACUCCGCCUGUCCUCUCAGCCACCCCACUGACGAUGACUACAUCGAUGUGCCUUCAGAAGACGACUUCAGACGCAGUGGGGAAAGUGGCCAGAGCACUUGUAGCUCAAAAAGCCAUGAAGAAGAAACAGCAAGCCCUGCAAAAGGACGUGAGGAAAGUUCAGCAGAAGAUGCUGGAGAAACGGAUUGAAUGUCAGAAGGUGUUGAUAGGCAGGCUGGAGAGGACCAAGGCCCUGAAGCUGGAGGAGAGGUCCAGCAUCAUGAAGACGCUGAAGGAGCUUUCUGAGAGGAUCUGCCGAAUGAAGGAGGACGUGAGGUUGGCCCCCGUCGCCACGCCCGGUUCUGCGCGGCCCAGUGGAGACACGGACAAGGAGCUGCUGGAUACGGAGCUGGAUUUGCACAAAAAGCUUGUCUCUGGAGAAGACCCUACUGACCUGAAGAAGAAACUCAGCCAGUUACAGGUGGAGGCCACGCGUUUAGGGCUGAUCCCGCCGGGGGUGAGGGCUCGCUGUACGCAGGACCACGGCAGGGGUCGGGGCCCGGGGGCGAGAGGGCGGGGCAGAGGCGGUCCCCUAGCGCUGGAUCAUGGGCCGCGAGCGCUCGUCAUCCCGGGGGUGACCAAUGAGGAGACGGUGCAAAACCAAGCUGAGAAGUUCAGUGGUCACACUCUACGAAUGUCAUGGCUCAAACCGGAAACAGCUUUGGAACAACCCGUUAAGACUGAGGAAGACGAGUCGAAGAAGGAAUCUGUCAGCUUUGCCUUAUAUCCUGAUAAAGAAUAUGAUGACGGUGAUGAUGAUGAUGAGGACGAUGAUGAAGACAAGCGUGAGAGCCGAUCAUGGAGAAGAUGAAAGGACGAUGAUUUUCUGCCUUAAUUUUAUUUUAUUUGUGACUUUUCUAUGUACUGUAUUAAGGGAAAAAACUCUUCUUUUUUUCUUCCUGAAAGCCAGACACAAGAUUUGCUGUGAGACUAAAGUUUUCUAAAACCUGCAAUACUGCAAUAAUACGGUAGCCUUUUGAGCUACAAUGAAUCUGGUGGAAUGCAACUUAAGCAAGGGGUAUAAUUUAUUUUAUUUAUAUUUUUAUUUUAUACAACAUUUUUAUGUUCAGCUGUGGAAAAAUAUGUUUGCUUUUGUUUGUUUAACCCUCCUGUAAAGAAAAUACAAAAGGGUUAUUACUUGGCAUGAAUAUUCCUAUGUUAAUUGGGGGAGGUUUACAUAGCUGAUGUGUAU
Messenger RNA from Conger conger (European conger), 3119 nucleotides. RefSeq names its product RNA-binding protein 27-like. The transcript is spliced from 20 exons. Gene Ontology annotation, biological process: mRNA processing. The record is from RefSeq and is a predicted model, not a curated record. Gene Ontology annotation, cellular component: nucleus. NCBI's taxonomy places the organism in Eukaryota, Metazoa, Chordata, Actinopteri, Anguilliformes, Congridae. The coding region runs from base 114 to 2738 and encodes 874 amino acids. Gene Ontology annotation, molecular function: RNA binding.